CAUUGGUCAUGGAUCGUGGAGGUGGGUGGGGCGUCCCUUCAGCCUUACUAGCAGCUGCUCCCACCCCACCUGCGCUGAGAGGUGACGAUGGCUAAGCAGCAGCAGCAGCCGCAGCUGCUUGUCUAGCUGGCACCGUUACCCUCGCCCGACCUCAGUCUCCAUGCGUGCCCCGGACACAGCAGUUCCGCGCUCAUCUCCUGCCUGCUUGCCGCUGUGUCUGGUCCCGCACCCAGAGGGGUGGACGCGGCCUGCAGAAGUCGAGACCAAAAAAGCAUGUGAGUGGCUCCGAGCAACAGGAUUCCCUCAGUAUGCUCAGCUUUUUGAAGAAGGUUCGUUCCCACUGGAUAUCGACUCUGUGAAGAAGGACCACAGUUUUCUGGAUGAGGACUCUCUGGGGGCCCUGUGCAGGAGGCUGAUGACCUUGAACAAUUAUGCCUCGAUGAAACUAGAGGUUCAUUUUCAGUGCAAGCAGAAUGAAGACUCAGAAGAGGAAGAGCACUGUACCAUCAGCAGCCACUGGGCUUUCCAGCGGGAAAGCAAACGCUGGUCUCUUGUGGGAUCCUCUCACCUUCUGGCCCCACCAAGCCCUGGCCUGCCGGUGACCUCAAGCUGUGACAGUGUCCUCACUGAGCUUAGUACCAUCUCCCUGCCAGCCAUCACUGUGAGCCUACCACCUGAGCCAGUGGACCUGCCCUUGCUAGACUGUACCCCAAGUCAAAGUGACCAGCCCUUCCUCAGCCCCACCCAGGAUCAAGAACGACCUCAGGACAAAGCCAAGAAGCACAGUUCCAGGUGCUUCCUCAAGCACCUCGAGUCUCUAAGGAAGAAGGAAAAGGGUGGCAGUCGACAAGCAGAGCCCGAGCGUAACUCAACCACCUCAGAGAGGGCUGCCAAAGCCUCAUCUUUCCGCAGUUGCCGUGGCUUCCUCUCAGCUGGAUUCUACAGGGCCAAAAACAAGACAGCCACCUCAGCCUGCAGAGGUAGCACUGAGACUCAGGAGGCCUGGCCCGUGGCCACAUUCCAGCAUCCUCAGCAGGUACACUGGAGUGACUGCUUGGUGCAUGUGCCUAGGGACCACAAACCAGGCACAUUCCCUCACUCCCUGUCCAUUGAGAGUCUGUGUCCUGAAGAUGACUACCACCUGGCAGACUGGCAGCCAGGUAGGCACUGGGGUUACAAAGGGCGCCGGGGCUCCUGUGGCUCAAUAGGCAGCCAUGCUAGCACCUAUGACAACUUACCAGAGCUGUACCCAGCUGAGUCUGUACUGGCUGGGGCUGAGACUGAAGAUGAGGAAGAAAAUGAGGGCAGCUAUGCCCACCUAGAUGAUAUCCUCCAGCAUGUAUGGGGGUUGCAGCAGCAGGUAGAACUCUGGUCUCAGGCCAUGUACUCAGACCUGGGGCAUGGCAAGAAGGAAGAGGAAGAAGAAGAGGAGGCCACUUCUUCAGUGGAAAUAGCCACAGUUAAGGUUGAAGACCAAGGUGAGGCCCUGGCCCAGGCAGAGGCUCCAGCCCACAGAGACUUUCCAGCCCAGGUCCAGGCCGCCAUCCAGACAGUAGUCCCAGCUCAUGCUCAGGCCUCAGCCGACGCUGAGACCGUGGCACGGGCAGUGGCCAAGGCCCAGAACCCAGCCCAGGACAAUGAGCAGGAGAUAAAUUCAGGCAGGGAACCCACUUCGGCCUUUAGCCUGUCUGUGAAAGAAGGACACUCCAUUCCUGACUCUGUAGCCUCCUCCAGUGAACUUAACAGUAGCGGGAACUCCAUGAAUGAAGCUGAGGCAGCUGGGUCUGCAGCUGGGCUCCAGGCAUCAGAGCCCCGUGAACGGCGUGAUUCAGGAGUUGGGGCCUCACUUACCAGACCCUGCAGGAAGCUUCGUUGGCACAGCUUCCAGAACUCUCACCGUCCCAGCCUUAACUCGGAGUCACUGGAGAUCAACCGCCAGUUUGCAGGCCAGAUCAACCUCCUGCAUAAGGGCUCACUGCUGCGGCUCACCGCCUUCAUGGAGAAGUACACUGUGCCCCAUAAGCAGGGCUGGGUCUGGUCAGUGCCCAAGUUCAUGAAAAGGAACAAGACCCCAGACUACCGGGGCCAGCACGUGUUCGGAGUUCCACCCCUCAUCCAUAUGCAGCGCACAGGUCAGCCAUUGCCACAGAGCAUUCAGCAAGCCAUGCGCUACUUGCGCAGUCAGUGCCUGGACCAGGUGGGCAUCUUCCGCAAGUCUGGGGUGAAGUCCAGGAUCCAGAACCUGCGUCAAAUGAAUGAGACCUCCCCAGACAAUGUCUGCUAUGAGGGUCAGUCAGCCUAUGAUGUGGCUGACCUGCUGAAGCAGUAUUUCCGGGAUCUGCCUGAGCCCAUCUUCACUAGCAAGCUCACGACCACUUUCCUGCAGAUCUACCAACUCCUUCCCAAGGAUCAAUGGCUGGCAGCAGCACAAGCUGCCACCUUGCUGCUGCCUGAUGAGAACCGAGAGGUGCUACAGACCCUGCUUUACUUCUUGAGUGACAUUGCCUUGGCUGAGGAAAACCAAAUGACGGCCGGCAACCUGGCAGUGUGCCUGGCACCCUCCAUCUUCCACCUCAAUGUCUCCAAGAAGGAUAGCACCUCACCCAGGAUCAAAAGCAAACGCAGGCUGGUUGGCCGGCCAGGCCUUAGGGACCUGAGUGAGAAUAUGGCUGCCACCCAGGGCCUAUCACACAUGAUCAGUGACUGCAAGAAGCUUUUCCAGGUGCCCCAAGACAUGGUGUUGCAGCUGUGUGGCUCUUACACGGCAGCUGAGCUCAGCCCUCCUGGUCCAGCCCUGGCUGAGCUGCAGCGGGCCCAAGCUGCUGGAAUGAGCCUGAGCCUCUACAUGGAGGAGAGUGUUCAGGAACUGCUGCGUGAUGCUGCUGAACGCUUCAAGGGCUGGAUGAGCAUGCCAGGACCCCAGGACACCGAGUUGGCUUGCAGGAAGGCACCAGACGGGCACCCCCUGCGUAUGUGGAAGGCUUCCACAGAGGUGGCAGCCCCUCCGGCUGUGGUGCUACAUCGUGUUCUACGGGAGCGGGCCCUUUGGGAUGAGGACCUGCUGCGGGCCCAGGUUCUGGAAGCCCUGAUGCCGGGUGUGGAGCUGUACCACUACGUCACGGAUAGCAUGGCACCUCACCCCUGCCGUGACUUUGUGGUACUCCGGAUGUGGCGUUCAGACCUGCCUCGUGGAGGUUGUCUACUUGUCUCUCAGUCGCUGGAUCCUGAGCAGCCUGUACCAGAAUCAGGGGUGAGGGCCCUGAUGCUUACUUCCCAGUACCUCAUGGAACCCUGUGGCCUGGGCCACUCUCGGCUCACUCACGUCUGCCGUGCUGACCUCAGGGGCCGUUCUCCUGACUGGUACAACAAAAUCUUUGGGCACCUGUGUGCUAUGGAGGUGGCAAAGAUCCGGGAUUCCUUCCCUACCCUGCAGGCAGGAGGCCCUGAGACAAAGCUGUGAGCUUCAGGCUGGUCCCAGGGUGACACCACCCAGGCUCUGUGGUACCAAAGGAGUAAGGAGAGAGUAAGAGAGGGCCAGGCCCCUGGAUGCUGCUGCCAGGGGCAGAGCCAGGUCCAGCUUUGGCUCCAGCUGCCUGUCACCCUUUACUUCCUAAAGCUCCUCUGCACAUACAAGGGAGAAGAGAACUUGGGUGUCCUAUUUCUACUUCAUGUUCACCCCAACUCCCUGUGUUCUACCCUCCCAAGAGAGGGGAAUCGUUCUAGUAGCCAGAAGACUGCUAUCCUCUACCUGCCCAUAAAGCCACCAUUCAGCCUGAAGCCUUAGCAUCUCCCCCAACUGCAGCGGUGAGAGGUAAAGAGCAAUGUGUGGUCCCAGCUCUCCACCAGACUAGAGGCCAAACCAUCCUGUUGGGUUGCUAGGGUGCCUAUGAGGUUGGGCAGAAGAUUUUGGUCCUGCCUUUAGGCCCAGCAUUGACCCUGAACUGGUUCUGGAGAAAUUGGACUUGAGCAAAUGGGCACAGGGGCAGCCUCAGCCACCACGUCCUGUUUUGUUUGCAUAAAUAUGCUGCUGAUUUUUAUGAGGCUGAUUUAAAGAGUAGGUAUUUAUGGGCCCCUAGGGUUUUUUUUUUUUUUUAGGGUUAGGAGGCAACAUGAUGAUUUGGGAUAGCUUGGGAUGUGAGAGGGGGAGGAAGGACUUCUUUUUCUCAGGUCUCAAGAGACCAAUGAACCAGUCUCCCUGCUUGGGCCCCACACUUGAUCUGCCACUCCCUAGGGUCCUGGCUAGUCUUUGGCCAUACACUGCAAGCUCAGAUGCUUGAGUGGGCUCAAGGGCACGAGAGCUGCACCACUAUAGCCCAAGGUGUGCACCUUCUGGCAGUCUGCUCCCUAGUUAACACUCCUGCUGUGGGACACCAUGGAGAGGUCUUGGCGGGCUGAAUGGACAGGCUUCCACAGCCUGAGACUGCUCAGCCCCUGGGCCAACUUCCCAAAACCCAAAUAUCAACCUGGAGAUAGCACAGGCCUAGCAAAAGCAAAUAGUGGCAAAAGCAGAUAGAGGCAAGGAAAGAAGUAUCUGUGUUCAUGUCCUUUUUCCUCUUCUUGCUGGUUGUAGCAUGCUAACAGCCCCUAUCUCAAGCAGAGGCCUGGCCUCCUGGCCAGGCAACCAGUUAGCCAGAUGGAAGGGCCUAGUAUCAUCUUAGCCAGCUGGGGCUUGAUCCAAACCUGAUCUACCCCACCCACCCACCUUCAGUCUUGGUUCAUAUAGAAAUUCAAAUGCCAUGCAAAUGCCAACUGGUGUUUUAUUCUUCUUUCAGCUGAGUAAACUGGAGUGGGAUGAGUCCCAGCCACCCUUGUAAUUGUAAAUUUUAAGCCUGUGUGUUUGUACCUAUAAAUACUGUACAGUCAAAAUAUAUAUUCUAUCAUGAGCGCAUUAUAACUUCUGGUGGGGUCAGGGGUCUGGAAAGCCUGGGUAGGGGGUGGUGCAGGGUACUUAGAUAAACCAGGAGAGGCAGAGAGCAGGGUACAGCGUGAUCCCUCAGCAGAAAAAUAAAGCAUUACUCUGGCUGUGUGGCUAUCUUUUUGCUGCGACAAGGACCUAGCAACUGGGAACAGGGUGGAGGGAUCGGGGAUGCAACUCAGGCUCAGUGUUUGGGGUCAGAGGUGGUGAGCAUUCACUUCACCCUCUCCUGAGUCUCAACUUGCUGGCAUCAGGCCUCAGGGUAAGGCCACAAGAGGAAUGGAGAAGGGCCUCAGCUCUUCUCUUGGGAGGUGAUGGGAUGGAGGGGAGGUAGGGUUAAGAGAAUCCAGGGCUUGAGCAGGUGAAAACCCCAUCCUAGCGAGGGCCUCCAAUAUGAGUGGCCCACCAGCAUCACCUCAGGCACGCUUACAGUAGCCCUAGAGUGAGAUAACCCAGGCUGUGCUCUCCUUCCUUCCCCUUUUACACAUUAUAUAAAAAAAAAAAAUUAUUUAUUUUUUUUAUAAGCUGAAGGUUGAAGAGUGGGGACGCAACCCCAGGGGGCUUGGGGGCCCUGUUCUACCCAAAAACCAACUAAGAGAGGUCUUGUUACUGGAAUAAGGCUGCUGCCUCUCACUGGUCAAGAACGAGCAGGUAAGCUUGUAGCUUUCCACACGAGCAAAGCUUUAUUGAAGAGGCUUGCAAGCGGAAAUGAGGAGGGCCUAGAGCACUGCGUACCCUCAUCUCACAGAACGAAAGACGGGCCUGAGUUUUUAAAAGUUCUUGGGCAGGAAAAGAUUCAUGUUUAUUCAUAGGCACGGGUGGGGAUAUGUUAACUAAGGUGCAUGCGCAGCAGCUUUCUAGGAUGGCUCCUGUCCUGGAGGCCUCUGGGAUUCGUAGCAGGAUUUAUCAUGGGGUGUCGCGCCUGCACAGUCUCCCGCUCCCCGAUUCGAUUCCCCAGCUAGGGCUGUAGCCCCUCACUGCUCCUGGUGGAAGGUUACACAGCAGUCACAGGUGGAUGUUCUGCACAUGUCCCUGGGCCUGGUCUUCUCUAACGGCUUCUGAAAGGCAACUUUAAAGAAGCUUGUGGGCUAUUUUUAGAUACCCUGCCCCACUGUUCUGGGGAAUGGCUUUGUUUCUGUCCCCUGGCCCAUUUCUUGUAACUUUGUUUGCAGAUUUUGGGGCCCCUCUGUUCUCUGUCUUACUAAGUCUCUAGGUUCCACGCUCAACCCCCUGUUACCUCCCUGAUAGUGUAGUCUGUUUCUCUUUUACUUGUUUCUCCUUUAACCACAGUAGUCUCUUCGCUAUUUCUCAAACAGGUACCCUCCGAUCUCAGGGCCUUCUCUCCCUGUCUUAGUCUGAGUGCCCUGAGACAGUCCUUGGUCUGGCUCUAGUGACCAACAAAGCCCAGGAGGCUAGAGGGACCCACUCAUUUUGAUUUCCCCAAAAGAAGGGACUUUCCUUAGCUGUGAUGUCUGUUGCGGUGCCUUUAAAUGCCCAACCUCAGGCAGCUAGAGGGUACAAGCUUUGGAAGCAAACCUGUAUUUGAAUUCCUUAAGUGCUACUGAGUAGCCUGAGGCAAGCAAACAAUGACCUCUCUCUGAACCUCCAUCUUCUCAUAAGUAAACCUAGGCCAGGAAUACUUUGUCACAAGCCUUACUCACUAAGUGUUCAGGUCUAUCUCCCACAAUUUGCACCACCACCCAGCCCCAGCAGGUUGAAUGCCUGUCAAGUCCCACUUCUCUGUCACCUUUUAUUUUCUCCUUCUGGGCUCAGUCAUCCCCACACUUCUUUGACCUUUCCUCACUGUUGCUCCCUGUGGGUCUCGGCUGACUCGAAUGGAGGGAGGUGGAGCAGGGGACUAUCCAGCCCUUUGCUUUUUUUUAUUUUUAUUUUUUUGAAUUUUAUUGUGUUUUAAGUGAAAGUUUACAAUUCAAGUUAGUCUCUCAUACAAAAACUUAUACACACCUUGCUCUGUAACCCUAGCUAUGCUCCCACUAAUGAGAUAGCACACUCUUCCUCUCUACCCUGUAGUCCCCGUAUCCAUUCAACCAGCUCCUGUCUCCCUCUACCUUCUCAUCUCACCUCCAGGCAGGAGGUGCCCACAUAGUCUCAUGUGUCUGCCUGAGACAAGAAGUUCAUCCUCAUCAGUAGCAAUUUCUGUCUUAUAGUCCAGUCCAAUCCCUGUGUGAAGAGUUGUCAACCCCUUGCCUUUUGAAGAACCAGUUGGCACCUCCCCAAGUUGUGGGCGUGGGUGGGAGAUCACUGAGGCAAUCCACACAGAGGGGGCAAAAUUCAAAGAGGCUCUUGGGGUACAUUAUAUGAAACAACCAGCAUCAGUUAUCUAGGGCAGUUAUAGGCAUUGGAGAAAAUAUGAUUUCCUUUAGGCUUUUGAGAAAUUAAAAAAAAAAAAAAAGCUCAUAACAAUCCAUGCUGGCAGCCUCUCGCUUGACCCUACCAUCUGCUGCCCUGAACCCAGAAAGAAGAGAAAGUAGGUGAUCAUGGGCAGCCCACCAAGCAGGGGAGUUACUUGAACUUGUUGCGGAGUUGGCCUCCCUCACCUGCAACUCCCUUCAGUGGGGCUGUUUGGAUUGGAGUGUGGGUUCUGAGGGGCCUCAGACUUGGUUGGAGGAGCCCAUAGAGGAAGAAGAAGGCAGAGAAAGAUAAGGUGUGGUCCUGGGAGCAGCAGUGGGCCUGCUGAGGGCCAUGGGAGUGGGAACUUGGGCAUCAGGUUGGGGGUGGCCUAUAGGAUGAAGAGAUGGCACCUUCAUUACUCCUUGGGUAAUAAUGUGAAAAAGCUCACAGACCACAUGCUACCUUUGCAACUCCCCGGAGUUCGGGAAACCCAGCAUAGGACCCAUCACAUCAGGGGAGCAUGGGUGGUGAUUAACACAAUGAGCUCUGGAGCCAGACUGCCUGGAUUCAAAUCGCAGUGCCACCACUUACUAUCUCUGCGACCUUAUUUUAUCAUCUAAAAUGAUUAUAUAGCUAAUAACCCAGGCUGCCUGGGACCAGAGUUUGUGCUCAUAACUCCACUAGUGGUUCUCAGACUUUAGUGAGCAUCAGCAUUUCCCAGAGGACCUGUUAAGAUACGGAUUGCUAGGCCCCACCCCCAGAGUUUUGGAAUCAGCCGGUCUGGGGUGAAGCCUGAGAAUUUGCAUUUCUAACAAGUUCCCAGGUUAUGCUGAUGCUUCUGGUUUGGGUGCCGCACUUUGAAAACCACUGAUCUAUAAAACGAGUAUGAUGAUGAUACAAGUUUCAUUCAACUGAAUUCAAAUAAAAUGUUUGAACUCUCCCUCAGUCCCAUAGGAAGCACAGUCCCUGCAGACCAGGGACUCAAGGGCUCAAACGCAUUGCCCCUUUCUAGCUACGUGGUUUACUUACCCUCUCUGAGCCUUGAUUUCCUUCUCUUUAAAAUGGGGAAAAUAUUACCUCAUAAGGAGGUUAUGAAUAGUCAAAGUUUCUAGCAUGUGGUGAGUGCUUAAUAAGUGGUAGGUCACAUUACUGCUAUUUGUCUUGCUACUGCUAAUAGUAAUACUAAUACACACCUUCCUUUGUUACAUAGGACAGAGUCCACUGCUACAUUUGGUCGGAGGUGAGCUCAGGAAGGAGAGUCCGAAGGAGAAAAGGACAGGAAGAAUGCCUGUGCUAGCAUUCCCUGCUCAGGUUCCUGAGCGGCAUCAGUCCUCUGGUCUCUGACUUUAAGGCCCUGCCUAUCCAGAGAUUCUCCUUCCAAGGUCUUCCUCUUCUCAGGCUUGUGUUUCAUUUUAAUAAGGCUGCCUAUUCCCUUCCUGGCAGACUACGGGCAUCCCAAACUUAAGUUUCUACAGGGGCCAGGCAGGUAACACAGAUAAGCAAAGCAUGCUGGGUAAAGACCAUGGUGUGACUGGGCAGUGUAUGCCUCAUCUAAUGGAGGUAGCAGCUAUUCCUUUCCCACUUAUUGUGGACAGGCAGAAACGUGGGUCCAGAUCCAGAUAGCCACAACUUCUGAUUUUUCCGGGGAAUCUAGAAAUCCAGAUUUUUAUGUAAAAUAUCCCCAUUUUUAAAUGUUGGUGACUAAUUAGAAAAUUUUUAACAUAUCACACAGCAGGCCACACAUGCAAACAUGAGUAGCUUGCUGGUUUGUACCCUGUGCUCUAGAACUACAUUUUCAAAAGGAUGACUCCCUUUCGGGGGUCUUGGCCAGGCAUCCUGUCCCUCUUGGGUCCAGCACAUGCACGGACCAGGGGGCCACCCAGUGCUGUCCCCCCACUGAUUCUUGCCCAACUCAUAGCACAGGCGCUUGAUGGCCAUGGUAUGCAGGCUGUGCUUGGGUGCGAAGUAGCAGGGCAUGCACAUCAGGAAAAGGCUGCCUAGGCAGGUGGCAUAGACACAAAUGCGAAGCAUCAGGUUGGCCAGGAGGUUCUCAAAGGAGGAGAUGCUGUUUCUGUUGGGCUUGCAGCUGAGCACUUGGGAUGCGUAGCUGCAGUACUGGAAGUGUUUGAGGGAACUGCUGGCAUAAAAAGUUGUAUGAUAGCUACAAAAAAAAAAUAGUUACCAAAAAAGAGAGAAAGAAAAAAAAGUAGCUGCUUAGGCUGCUCAUGGGAUUUGGUUCCUUGGUUUGGAAGUUUGGGGUCAUGGUUUCAUACAAAAUUCCAGUUAAUUGGCCUAAUAACAUGUUAGUGCUUCUGUUCUACCUCCUAGUUCAUUGCGUAGUGCCUGGAGUCUUAAAAGUGGCCAUCCAAGAUACAACAGUUGGUCUCUAUUGCCCUGGAACAACAAAGGAAAACGGGACUACUAAUUGUACCCAUGGGAAUGGGUGGCAGUGAGGAUUAGUAGAGUACAUGUGAUCUCUCCUGACUUUAUCCCUGCUCAGCUCCCAAGCCCUGUUCCUUUCUGUAGAAACUCUCUCAUAUUGUCUCCUGAACCCAGUGCUCCCACUCUGGCCCAAGUACUUGUUUGCGUCCAGUCUCUCCACUUUCUUCUGCCAGGUCAGUCUUAACCUUCCUGGGACACUGAGUGUGCCUGAGGGGUGGUGGAGGAGGGUGGCAAUGGGCAGUAUGGGCAAGGGUGCUAAAAAUGGGGUUAUGUACAGAACAGAGAAGAGCCCAUAGUCCUGAAGUAUGGAGGCACUCAGACCACUGAUAUUAGUGCAUUCAAGUCCCUGUGGCAGUAGGGUUGGAGUGCAGAACCCAGGGUCAAGCCUCAUUUCAAUACUCUCAGAGGUGUUUGGCUUUGCCCAAGCAACCCAUGGGGAUGGCAAAGAACCUUGAAAGAAGAAAUUCAGGAGCUAUGAGGCCCAGCCUUGGUGUUAGUGCCUAGCAGGAAAGACAAGGUCUUAAAAAGACCCAAGCUGGGGCUCCAAAAUAAAAGACAUGCAUUGACAUAUGACGUGGCAUUUCAAAUGCACACAAUUUAGCUAAUAGCAUACUGGCAAGUCUGCUCCCAUAGCCCCUACCCCUUCACUCCCCACCAGCUUUCAUCCCAGUCUGCCUCUUAGGUCCUCAGGACGUGCAUGGAUGGGUAUGCCCAAGCCUAGCCACCAAGUGUUGGGUCCUGAUACUACAGGUCUUAGUGCCAAGCAGGCAAAGGAGUCUGGCAGGGAAAGGGCCUCAGAGAGAUACUGGGAGUUUUUGAGCUGGACUGGCCCAUCACCCACACCUCAGACUUCCCAAGAAAGUGAGGCAGAACCAAGAUAAUUGCCUUCAGUUUAAACCCAAUGGUUCUCAACAGAGGGUGAUUUUAUCCUUAAUUAAGGGCAAUUUGGCAAUGUCUGGAAACACUUUUGAUUGUCACAAAUGGGCGUAGGGGGAGGAGUGUGCCACUGGGAUCUAGUUGGUAGCCGCCAUGAAUGCUCCUCAGCAUCCUGUAUGCACAGGACAGCACCCCAACAAUCCGCACCUCCACGUACAACAAAGAAUUACUGUGUCUGAAAUGUUCAAAGUACUAAAGCUAAGAAACCCUGGUUGAACCCAAAUUUUUCCAGCUUCAAUUGGGUUAGCCGGACAAAGCUGAUGGGACCAAAAUCCAUAAAGCUGGGAGAUCAAGGGAGAGAUGAAGAGAGAAGAAAAGAAGGGACACAAGGAACCAACUUCUGUACUCCAUGGCCCUAUUUUCAGAGCCCUGAAAGGGAAGGGGCCCUCACAGCCAGUUCAGCUUGGGCGUCUGGAUGCAGAUAGUGGGCAUGUGGGUGAGAGAAUUGUUCUGCAGGUACUUAGAAGGGGCAAGCAAGCAGACAGGACUGAGUGCCUUCCAGGGGUUCUGCACUCUGCUGGGCACCCCAGGGAGACAGCAUACCUAAGAUUCUUCCCUCAGAGCCACGUGGCCCUUUACACCAGACAAAGCAUGGCUUAUCUGAUCCUCACAAAUGCUCUGUGGGAUUGGCAAUAGUGGUCGGGUAGUGGGGAAAAAAAACUGAUCUGAGAAUCAGGAGCCGUAGGGUCUUGUCUUAGGUUUAUAGGUUCUGAACUAGGUGUCCCUCAGCAAGCCCCACCCAGCUCUUCCUGAAAACCCACCCAGUGGAAGUGGAGACAUGACCCAGGGGUCUAAACCAAGGACUGCCCUCUACACACCCCAUCAAUCCCAGGGGAUGGACUUGGGGACUUCUGAGUCCCUGUUCUCUGGACAGGGACCCCUGCCUUUCUACUGUGUAUAGGUAAGUUCAUGCAUGAACAUACAUGCCUACAGGCAUGUGCACCAUAUAUGCACACCCAUGAGCACCCACAUGAACUCAAACACAUAGAAACAUACACAGACAUCAGAUCAGUUGCCUUCUGGCUGGAGAAAAUGUGGGGAGCAGGGAGGAUAAGGUUGGGAACUUACAGAAGGUGCAAGAGGGGGUCUGGGAGCAGCGGAAUGAGAUUAUUAUUGCUUGAUAUAAUGUGAAGAGGUAAGUCCCAGCAAGGGGGGAGCAGCAAGCAGGGAGCUGCCCAGCUCUGUGAUGGGGAGUAGCCAGAGGCAUGUUCUCCAUCAGCUUUUCCCCAGACUGCUGCCCUCAUCCUGGACAGCCUCCAGGAAAGCUUCAUAGAGUUUUCCCGACAAUGAGACCAAGAAAUUUUUAAACAUCCAAUGUGAAGUCUCCUCCCCAGUGUGGGUCUCGCUUGGUCCCCAACCUUUCAUUGUCCUGGCUGCUCCAAACAUAAGGGGUGACUGCCAACAACUACUAUGUGAACUGGUCUCACUGAGGCCCUUUCUUGACUCCCCUCCAUCUCUAUCCCCACUCCCAAAAGGAAGGAAGCCACUCACAACCACCCCAGACAGGAAAGGCCCUGAAAGAGCUGUGGGGCCAGUGAGCAGACAUGAUUAUGGAAGCUGUGGGAGCAACAAGGCCCAAAAAGAGAUCUAAGUCAGGGGCAAAGGCAGGGCUGGGCAUGGGGCUACCUGGUCAGUGGGCAUUCUGGAGAGCCCAGGAGUGCUGGCUUGAGUAGAAAAAAAAAACCUUCAAAAGUAAAUUUGAUUUAAGAGAGAAAUACAUGGUAAAUUCCUAAAUUACCCAUGAAAGGCACAGACAUCUCUCUCUAGUGAGUCCUCCUGUGGAAGAUUAGUUAGUCUAAAGGUUACUUUUGGCCUAAGUGCCCUCUUGCCUCCUCAUGAAAACAGCUUCUCCAAAGGGGCCAGCCAGCUCAUCGGUGCCCAGGAUUGCAAGGGAAGCAGGUGAGAGAGUGCAGGUGGUCCUCUGCAGCCUAUCCACUUGCUGGAGACACAACUCACAGUCCUCGUCCUUAGACUAAGAGUUGGAACUAAAGGCUUGACCAUCUUUGUUAAGAAAGGGCUUGGUAAAAUCUGGGAAAAGGGGAAGUGAUAAAAUGUUCUUGAAGGUCUGACCAGUGAUCCUUGGGAUCAGAGAGAGUGUGGCUCCUGGAUACAGAAUCAUUUACAACUAGGGGCUGAGUUCCACCCACCCCCACUCCAGGACUAAUAGCCAGUGGCCAGCAGGCAUGCGCUCCAAAGAAAAUAUCAAGGCCACCUCAAACUGGGGUUUCU
Loxodonta africana (African savanna elephant) is the source of this 12874-nucleotide messenger RNA. RefSeq names its product StAR related lipid transfer domain containing 8 (gene STARD8). The transcript has 14 exons. The record is from RefSeq and is a predicted model, not a curated record. Gene Ontology annotation, biological process: signal transduction; actin cytoskeleton organization; regulation of Rho protein signal transduction. Gene Ontology annotation, molecular function: GTPase activator activity; lipid binding. NCBI's taxonomy places the organism in Eukaryota, Metazoa, Chordata, Mammalia, Proboscidea, Elephantidae. The coding region runs from base 161 to 3460 and encodes 1099 amino acids.